Messenger RNA from Aspergillus wentii DTO 134E9, 1206 nucleotides. RefSeq lists its product as uncharacterized. Lineage: Eukaryota; Fungi; Ascomycota; Eurotiomycetes; Eurotiales; Aspergillaceae. The transcript has a single exon. Bases 1 to 1206 code for a protein of 401 amino acids. The record is from RefSeq and is a predicted model, not a curated record.
AUGUUCAGCAACAUUUUGGCUUGUCUUUUUUAUCUGAUAAACCCGCUUACGAACUUAUCCCUUCAUCCGAUUCAACCUCAGGAGAGACUCAGACCGGGACAUAAUCAACAACCCAUCGCUCCCGACGGUACCUGGGAUAAUAUCAUCACCGGCCAUUAUGGAGUCCCUCCCUUGCUAAAGGUCCACGACAGAACUGGUGCGGUGAAAUGGACCUGGGAACGAAGCAAUGUCAAGCAGUAUCUUCCUCCAGAGCUUAAACACUGUCUCUGGAACAGGGCCAACGACGCCACGGAACUCAAAUGGAUCAGAAACGGAACCAGUGUUGCUGCCGUAUACAGCAACAUCGCCAUGAUCGUCAACUAUACCCCUGACAACCCGGAGACGGACAAGAUCAUCACCUGGGCAGUGUGCAGAGACAAUGACUUCUUGUGGAACGCGCAUACCUUGGAGCUGCUACCUGGAAAUAGAAUCGCCGUGGGCACCACCGGUCAACGAUCCUGGGAUGGUAUUCUCGUCUAUGAUGCCAACCCGGAGAACCCGUUGGUCGAUGAUCCACCAAUCCUGCAGAACGUUACCGGCCUUCGUGCCAUCCACGGCAUGAUUUGGGACGAGACGGAACGGAUGCUUUGGGCAGUAGGAACCGACUAUGCCGCCGAUGGUUCAGACAACACACCCGCCUAUGGAACCCUACAGGGCUAUAACUUUGACAAUCCCACAGGCCUGCUUCUCGAGGACGAGUCCCAAAUCUUCAAAAUGCCACAUGCAUUCGACCAGGAGACCGAAUGGGGAAAGGGAUACAGCUGGUGGGUUGGACCGCACGAUCUCGUCCCUGUUCCUAAUGAGCGAACGUUUCUCAUUUCCGAUGAUCGCGAUUUACACGCUUUCGACCUGGAAACUCGUCAGUGGACUGUGGAAGGAGAGGCCGUGAUUGAUAAAUACAUGAGAGGGUUCGAGACUACCACCAUCGAUCGCUAUGGUUACAACCGCGCUGGAGAGUUUGAGGAACUGCCCCGAUCUGACCUGAAGAGUUUCAGUCUGGCCGGGGAUGGAAGCUUUAUCUAUGUUCAGGCUCUGUACCGGGAGUGGCGAGGCAACCAUACCAACAUCGUGGUUAACGGGGUGAACAUGAACAUCAACGAGGGGGAUGAAAUCUACCGAUCGCGAUGGUUUGCAGACAUUCCUGGCUGGCCGAAGCCGGUUGAUUAA